Molecule: messenger RNA, 2761 nt
Organism: Schistosoma intercalatum
Lineage: Eukaryota; Metazoa; Platyhelminthes; Trematoda; Strigeidida; Schistosomatidae
Source: the annotation of a GenBank genome assembly
UUUAAAAUGGAGGAUUGGGACUUUACUCGGAAACAUAUCAUUGAUAACAUUCCCUCUCGAAGAGGAAUAACAGAGUGCAAUUAUGGUGGAAAAAGCUGUAUUUUCAUUAGAGGGAUCAAGACAAAUGUCAUAACCACAAAACGUCACGAUGACAGUGAUAUUCGCAUUCUGAUAAUACAGCAGUCUGAAAUUUCACAAUUCACCCAACAGUUAUCGAGGUUUAAGCAUGCGCAAAUACUUAUCCUUAAUCAAUUGUCAUUGACUUUGUUUCCAAUCUGCAUUUCUUCUUUCAGCCAUCUUUCAUUGCUGGAUAUUUCGAACAAUUGUUUGAGCAGUGUACCUGAGGACAUCGUUUACUUGACGUCACUUACGCUGCUUAAUGUUUCGAAAAAUUAUCUGGUGGAUAUCACUGCUAUAUGUGAAUUAUCACACCUACAGUCUCUUGAUGUAACUGAAAAUAAGUUAACUGAACUCCCACGUUCAUUUUGGAAGCUUGGAAGAUUAAAAACUUUUUCUUGUUCAUUCAACAAAAUUGUUUGUCUUCCGGAGGAGAUUGGGUGUCUAAAAGUUCUCACGGCUUUACGUAUAACGAAUAACAAACUUUCGACCCUUCCUCGCUCUUUCUCGAAUCUAACUGGUUUACUGCUUUUACAACUUGAUGGAAAUGUUUUUGAUCAUAUUCCUCUGCAAAUUUUUAGUUGUAUUUCUUUGUUAGAACUGAGUUUAUCUCAUAAUAUAAUAGAGGGCAGUAUUCCAGCUAAAAUAUGCUCACUGGUUAAUUUGCGUACUUUGAAUUUAGCAUACAAUAGAGUAAUUGAUUUUCCAGUAGAAUUAAAAAAGCUAGAAUCUUUGGAGUGCUUAGAUAUUAGUGGUAAUCCAGUGGAAUUCUCCACAAUUGCGUUUGGAAAACUCAUUCAAAUUCAGCAACUUUCUGCAUCGAAAUGUGGUUUAUCAUUUGUUCCUGAUGAUCUUAGUUUGUGUUCGAAUCUUGUUAUUCUUGAUCUUAGCGAAAACGGUAUAGGGAAACUGGCUAACGAAAGUCUCAGUUUUCCUCAGUUAACUUCUUUGUGUCUAGCGUUUAAUAUUAUUUCCACUCUACCACUUUCAAUCUGCGAACUAAACAAUCUGGUAGUUUUGGAGUUACAGUUUAACAAAUUAAGUUCGCUUCCAGAGGAUUUUGAGAGAUUGUCAAACACACUUCGGCAGUUAGAUCUUGGUCAUAAUGAAUUUGAGGUCAUUCCUAUGUCCCUGUUCUGUAAAAGAAGCCGUUUGUCGUAUUUGUGCUUGGAUGCUAAUCCUAUUUCAGAAGUUCCAAAUGAAAUAAACAACCUAAAGGAACUUACUCAUUUAUCUAUAUCAGACUGCAGGCGACUGAAGUCUUUGCCUGAAGGCUUAGGAUCGUGUGCGAAUCUUUGUGCACUUAAAGUUUCUAAAAAUAAGUUAUCAUCUCUUCCAAAAACUCUAUCUAAGUUGGAAUCACUCAAGUAUUUGAAUCUCUCAGAUAAUGACUUCAACCAUUUUCCGUUGGUUGUUUGCUCCAUACCAAGACUUCGUGUGCUUCUCUAUGAUCAAACGGAAGGCAGACCACUGCUACCUCCAGAAUGUCCUAAUGGAUGGUAUCAAAAAAGCCUACUACUUUGUCCUGAAAUAAAAGACUCAUUUGAUUCAGAAUACGAAAGUAAUUCCGAGGAAAAUGUAGGAGCUGUUUUACCGGGAAAUACGUUGUCAGAAACAUCAGCUGCCAAAGGUUUGCCAUCAAUGAUUGGAAAUCUUACACAUCUGGUUCAUUUAUCCCUUCAAUCGAAUGGGUUGUAUAUGUUACCUGACGUAUUUCAUAAUAUGAUGUUACGGCGACUAAACGUCAGUCAUAAUCGUCUACGAUGUCUACCUCCAAAUUUACACAGGUCCAAGUAUUUAACACAUUUAUAUCUGCACAAUAACAACAUUGACUACCUGGAUCAAAACAUUCGAAGCUUGAGAACCCUGAAAAUAUUGACUCUUGAUCAGAAUCCACUUUUGUAUCCUCCAGUGGAAGUUGGCGAAGAAAGAUUUUUUUCAGUGUACUCUUACCUAACAAACUACAAAACGUUUGAUGAAUUUGUAUUAAAGUCCCUGUGUGAAAUACUCAUCAACAACUUUCCAAAAGAAAACACUCACAGUCUACUUCAAAAAAUUGGUUUCUCUGAUAUUAUGAUCGAAUCCUUGGAAAAACAGUUUCCCGGAGGUCACAACCACAUUAAACGUUUGAAAGUUGCCUUUGAAGCUUGGACUGGUUUUACUUUCGAAUAUGAAAAUUUAGGUUUAAAUAUAAAGUCUAGAGAAUCAUACUCUGGUCAACAACUAAGCGAUAGUAAGGAUUUUAGCACAUCUGAUAUACUUGCUCAACCAGAUAAAAAAUUAUUGGUGCAGAAUCAAUCUCUGCAAUCCGAACUAUGUGAUACAAAAGAAUCUUUCAGCUCAAAUAACAAAAUACUCAAAGAAACAAAUUCAAAUUUGUAUAUCAAUUCACACAGGCUUUUACAUAUUGUACAUUUAAUUGGUUUGGACCAGUUACAUUCGAAACUUAUGCAAUACGUACUACGUGCUCAGCAAGUACGAUUUUGAACUGUUCAGUUAACUGACGAGAUUAAAUUUAUUCGAUUAUUUUUUGUUACUUUACUAUGUAUACAUUUUUAAGAUAUCUUGUUUUCUUUGAAAUGAUUUCCUAUAAUGAUUUGUUUUAUUGCUAAUACUUUUAAAAUAUAAUCUAUCAUUUAGAUAU